AUGACUGAUGUGAUGGGACAGUCUUGCAGCAUGCAUUGGGAAUUUAAAGCGACCAUGAGCGUGGAGCGCGAAUGCCGGAGCGACCUGCUUUGCGCCGACGGCGGCGCUCACUGUGGCUCGGGGGAAGCGGAGAACGCUGACGUGUUCCGCGUGGUGAUCGUCGGCGCGGGGCCGGCGGGCCUGGCACUGGCGAAUUACCUGCUGGCACGUGGCGGUGGCAGGUUCCACGUCAGCGUGAUCGAAAAGGGCGUGGAUCCGCGCGCGGAGGUGGACGAGGCGGCGGAGAUUGCGCGCCGGUACUCCAUGGGCCUGAGCAUUCGUGGGAUGCACUGCCUGAUGGCCAUUCCUGGAGUCAUGGACAAGGUGCAGCCAGUGCUGGUGAAUCAACACGAGAUGGUCAUGCCUGCUUUCGGCCGUCUCAUCAGAUUCCCAGUUCCCAAGGUGGGAGCGGAUGGGGUGCGUUCCUAUGUGCGCAACCUGCUCGCUGCGCGCACAUGGGACUUCCCCAUGCACACGGAUCGUGUGUAUCACGACUGGACAGUCGUCAACGUGCCUGUGCCGCCCGCCCUCACGCCCUCCUCGCUCUUCCUUGCUGCCAAGGUGCCCAACACGAGGGGCAUCGCGGCAAUUGCAAUGCCGCAGGUGGGCGGGGAGAUGUGUCUGGUGUGGGGGUGGAAGUCCACCGACCCACCCCUCGACUGGCUCUCUCUCGCCUCGCCGGCUGCCGCCAAGCGCUACCUCGAUGACAGACUGCCCUGGUUGGAUGUUCCUGAAGAAGCUGCCUGGAAGCUGCUGAAGCAGAAGCCGAGGACGAGCAUGCAGUGCGGUCCAUCACACAUGUUCCCCCCUGGUUCACUCCCCCCCUCACCCACUUACCCCCAUUCCGCCAUCUCCUUCCCCCGCCCCAACCAGGUGAAGUGCUGGCGGUACCAUGACACGGGUGCCCAGGUGGCCCUGAUAGGUGAUGCCGCUCACUCCACUCUGCCCUCCCUGGGGCAGGGCUGCAACGCCUCCAUCACAGACGCGCUCGUGCUGGGCAGGCUGCUGCUGGGGGAGGCGGUAUCUGAGCACAACAGGGUGCCCCGCCCCCUGGGCAAGCAGGGGGAAGGUGGGAUUUCUGCUGCUGCUGCUGAGGGUGGUGGGGAUGGAGGGGCCAGCAUCAAGUUACCAGAGGUUGAGGACUUGAGGGCAGGCCUUGCAGGCAUUCUCUCCCAUUAUUCGGCUCUCCAGGUUGUAGAAGGACACGCAUUGGUGGAUCUAUCGGAUGCUGCGGCGCCUGUCAGUACCUUCCACACUUUUUUAUAUAUGAUGGAUCUCAUUAUCCGCGCCAUUUUUUCCAAGCUGCUCCCAUGGUUUGUAUCGGAGCCCAUACAGGGCCUCUGCGGCAACACCACACUGCCUUAUUCCUCUAUCCUCGGCAAAUUCAGUGGCUUUGUUUCGCGUGUUCGCUCUUCGGGUUUCAUUAUGAUAUUAUCCGCUAACGAAUUUGCUAGUAACGCAGUUGCCGAGUCGGCGAUCCGCUCACCCGCCGUCCCCGCAAACGCGUCUACCUCGCCCGCCGACGCCCUCGCACUUCCCCCCAUCGCGGACGUCGCCACUUCCGCUGAUGGGGGGAAGCGACCGCCGCUGCAGUUGCGCCUGGCGGUCAGCGGGGCAGAAAGGGGGGCGGGAAGGGCGGCGGAUGGGGCAGCGGAGAUCAAAGCGGCGGCAGGGGCGGGGAAUGAGGGGAAGCUAUCUCCCCGCGGAACGAGGCGCGGGGGAAGGAGCGCGAGCGGAGACCUGAGCGGAGGCGCAUUCCGCGCCACUGGCGGAGCGGAAAGCCCGCCAGAAGCGGUCACGGGCCCGCUGACCUACCACGGGGAAGGGCGGGGAAGCGAUACGCGGAACCCUUGGGGAACGAGGCGCGGGAUCGGCGUGGAAGGGGGGGAAGAGGACAUGGGGGAGGGGAGAGGCGCGCUCGCGCCGCUGCCACGGAGCGGCCGGAAGGGGAGAAGGCGGAGCGGGGAAUCUGCGGGCGGUAGCAGAGAUGCGCUACAGGGGGCGGAGCUUUUCCGACGCGCCGUUACCAUUGCCGACGCGAGCAGUAGCGGCAGAAGCGGAAGGGCUACAAGUGGUAGCUAUGCCUUCAAUGCCGCGAGCCAAUACCGUAGCGUGAGCAGCAACAGCAGCAGAAGAGGCACGAGCGCUGGCGCGGCAGCCGAUUGGGAUCCCACUGCCGCGCCCCCCGCCCCCGCUGCUUCUUCCGCCACCCCCAGUGCCGCUUCCGCUGCUUCCGCCACCCCCAGGAGCUCCUUGCCCCGUUCCGCCACCAGCGCUAUCACCCCCACCUCCGCCGCUGCGCGCGAGGGGCUGUUCGGGUUCCGCGCAGGCGCGCGCAGGCUGUACGAGGCGCGCAAGCAGGCUAAACGACAGGCGAGUGGCGGAGGCAGCGCAGGUGAUUUGGCGGGUAGGGCGCCUUCCAUGGGGCGCGACGUGUGGGAAGCCGCGGAGAAGAACCAGCUGGGCAGAUGGGCGGGGAGCAAGGAGGGGGAAAGCGCGGAGGGGGGAAGCGCUGAGGGGGAAAGCGUCGGAGGGGGAAGAGUUGAAGGGGGGAGCGACGAAGGGGGAAGCGGAGGACGAGGUGUGGGGGAGAGCGGUGAGGGGAGGUGGGAGGGUAGUAUGAGGCUGAGGGAAGGGAGGGGCGGAGGAGAGGGGGAGGGGGAGGGCGAGAGUGGAAGGGAGAUAUGGCACGAGGUACGGGAUAUGCUGGUGCUGCGAGGGGGGCGAGGGGAGGAGGAAAGUGGGCCUGAGUGGGAUGAGAUAGAUUGGGGAGAGGAGAGUGAGAGUGAGGAGGAGGAUUGGGAAGAGGAGGAAGAGGAGGCAGAAGGGAAGGAGGAAGAAGUGAAGGAGGAGGAGAGGGAGAGUAAGGCGGAGAGCAGAGGAGAUGGAGCAGCAGCGCUUAUUUCUGAAGACUCUCAGGAGCGGGUUGAAGGGAGCGUGGGGAUAAGAGGUUACGAGGAAGCCUCUUGUGUUGGUGAGGUAGAACGAAGGGGCAAUGCGAGUGGGGAGUGUGGGGCGAUGCUUGCGGGUGAAUGGAAUAAAUGGGGGGAGGGGGAAGCGGAGGGAGGGGAGGAAGGUGAUGGGGAGACGGUGGAGGAGAAUCGGUUUUACAGGGCGGGGACAGAGGCAGGCGGAGGGGCGGAGGCAGGCGGAGAGGUGGAGGCAGGUGGAGGGGCGGAGGCAGGCGGAGAGGUGGAGGCAGGUGGAGAGUGUGUAGAGCGGCAAAGGGACUCACCUGGGGGGUAUUCACGCAAGCUGCUCUCAUCUCGCACUCUCAAGCUCGUCCUCGAUCCCUUGUGCCAACCCCUUGUUGUACCCUACUCCGAGUCUGCUUCUAGCGAGGAUGCUGGUGAUUCCGCUGCUACUGCUGCUACACUUGCUGCUGCUGCUGCUGCUGCUGCUGCUGCUGCCGCUCCUGGGGACCUGCGUACACCUUUAAGCACCAAGAAGAAGCGCAGCAAAGCCGCCGAAGCGAGGAAGCGCAACGAGAAUCGCUCAGCUGAAUCAGCCGAGUCAUCCCACACUCACACGCCCGUGAGCACAAGAACAGGGCCCCAAUGCGAGCCCCUCUGGCCGCUCACUCCCUCUCACAAGCCUUCUCAGUCCGCCCACACGCCCUUGAGCUCAGGGGUUGGGGCACCACCAUACACCCCUCUCUGGCCGCUGACGCCUUCCCACACGUCCUGUGACUUGGCUCUUGCACCACCGGUCCCCGACACUGAUGCACGAUACGAGCCCCUGUGGCCGCUCCCUCCUGCUGGGAGCAGGCAGCGCGGGAAGAGCAGCGGUACUGACACGGCUUGCACUCAGACCCGGCCAAAGAGUAGUGGAGGGAGGGAACGCGGGGCGGACAGACUGGGGCAGGGAGGAUGGGGUGUGGGGAAGCCUGUGAAGCGCUCUGAGACGGUUGACAUUCAAAGCCGGCCAACGAGCAGCGGGGGAAGGGAACGGGGAGUGGAUCGGAUGGGGCAGGGAGGAGGGGGCGUGGGGCAGGGGUUGAGGCGCUCUAAGACUGUUCACACUCACAUGUGGCCGAAAAGCAGUGGAGGAAGGGAACGAGGUUCCAACAGAGUGGGGCAGGGGUUUGAAGACUUUCAGAAACCCGUGGGGUGGACGGGGGAACAGAAUGUUUCUGAAGUGGAGAAUUCUCAUCAACACUCGGGGGAGCAGGGGUUUAUUGCCAGGCGUGGGCACCGGGGGAAGAGUGGUGGGGGGAGGGGAGGAGAGGUGGGUGGUGUGGGGUGGGGAUUGAGUGGGAUUGACACGGCAGGGAUUGGCACGGCAGGGAUUGACACGGCAGGGAUUGACACGGCAGGGAUUGGCAUGGCAGGGAUUGGCACAGCAAUGGCCAUAGCAGCAGCAAGUGGAGAGGGCAUGGAGGCACGGUCAGAGGGAGGCAUGGUGGACGCAUGGUGUGCCUCGGAACCACAAGCCAUCGCUGCUCCUCCCGCACCUCCCAUCCCUGCACCUGCAACUCCCCCCCCUGUCGUUCCCGCUCCUGCCUUUCCCGCACCUGCCACAGUCACACCCCUGCCACCAAGCGUCAAUUCACCUCAGGAUACUGUCACACUCACUUACCUGAGGAUUCAACUGACGCACCUGAGGGUUCACCUGGAGCACCUGAGGGUUCACCUGGAGCAUCUGAGGGUUCACCUGAAGCAUCUGUGA
This is a messenger RNA of Closterium sp. Yama58-4, 4707 nucleotides long. NCBI's taxonomy places the organism in Eukaryota, Viridiplantae, Streptophyta, Zygnematophyceae, Desmidiales, Closteriaceae. The record is from the annotation of a GenBank genome assembly.